AUUAUGUGAGUGUGUGUGUAUGUGAGUGUGCGCGCGCGUUUUCCAGCACCACAUUCCGCUUCCUCUACUGAACACUCACCUCCUUCAUCACUCCUGCGCGCGCGCGAGCGAAUUCACCACUUUUCUUACCCAAUUUAUUUAUUUUCCUUUCUGUUAUACACCGCCCCCCCCCCCCAAACCGGACAUUCUCUCUUGGAUAUCUCUGGACCUCAUGAUAGAUAUCGGACACGUCUGAGAGAACGGAGCCAGUUAUGGACCAGAAUCUCUUUGGAGGAGCCCCUCGGUUCCUGUCCCGGCCCAAAUCGUUCUCUCUGAGUGUGGGUCGAGAUGCUACCCUCAGUUGCACCGUUGUAGGGACCCCUGUCCCUGCAGUAACAUGGGAAAAAGACAAACUGCGUAUUUCCACUGGAGGGCGCUUCAAGACCGUAGAGGAUGGGGAUGUGUAUCGACUCACCAUCUACGACCUGACGCUAGAGGACAGUGGGCAGUACAUGUGCCGUGCCAAGAACAACGUAGGUGAGGCUUACGCAGCUGUGACUCUGAAAGUGGGUCCUCCAGCAGCAGCGGUCGAACGGGCGCCGGUGUUUACGGUUAAGCCCGUCUCGAGCAGAGUGGGUUUGGGUGGUGAUGUUACCUUCUUCUGUCGUGUGGCAGCUCACCCAGCUCCAAAAUUUGACUGGGAGAAGGAUGGACGUUACCUAGGUGAGACCAAUCGCAUCAAGAUAAUGUCAGACAGCGAGUCCAGCUCAGUGCGCAUUCAGAGCGUCAGGAACAUGGACAGCGGCACUUAUACCUGCCGGGCUCAAAACUCCAUCGGUCGAGCGCAAUCCGCCGCCGCUCUGGUGGUGGACACUCAGGACACGCGACUUCUCAACGCUGACAAAAGCACCUCCCUGCUGUCUCACCUGCAGAAGCGCAAAGAGGAGAUGCGUAAGGAUAUAUCUCUUUUGCCCAUGUCUGAGAGCUACUCCCAGUCCUCCUCAUCCUCAUCUAAUAUCAUAGAAGGGCUUAGCAAAUUGGGGAUUGCAUCUGAGCAGGUGCAGCGAGUCUCUGCUUUGACUGGUAGACUACCCAAAGGUGUCUUCACCCGAACCUGUACGGUGACUGAGGGCAAGCAUGCCAAGCUCAGCUGCUUUGUCACCGGCCACCCCAAACCUCAAAUCAUCUGGAGGAAGGAUGGAAUGAACAUCGUUGAAGGUCGUAGGCACGUCAUGUAUGAGGACCAAGCAGAGAACUUCAUUCUCAAAGUCCUGUACUGUAAGCAAAGUGAUAAUGGCUUCUACACCUGUAAUGCCUCUAACUUAGCUGGACAAACCUACAGCGCAGUUCUGGUGACCGUGAAAGAGCCAACAGUGCCAUUUAAGAAGAAGCUGCAGGACGUGGAGGUGAAGGAGAAGGAGACUGCUAUGUUGCUGUGUGAGGUGCCCACGGCGAAUACUCAGGCCUCCUGGUUCAUGGAGGAGACUCGCCUGGAGCAGAGCACCAAGUACCGCAUGGAGCAGGAAGGCACGAUGCGUCUCCUCACCAUCCACAACGUCACGACCAACGACGACGCCGUUUACGUCUGCGAAAUGAAGGAAGGGAGCCGCACUGUGGCCGAGCUCACUGUUCUGGGAAACAUAACCAAGAAGUUGCCCAGAAGGACCAUCGUGCCCGUGAGCGAUACGGUGAUCUUCUGCGUGGAGCUCGAGCACCCUUUCGAAGACGCUUAUUGGACCAGGAAUGGAGAGAAGUUGAAGGAGAACUCCAGGGUCAUUAUUGCUCGCACGCUUAAUCGGUACACGCUCACCAUCCGUGACUGCACUGCAGAAGACUCGGGCGAGGUGGCGUUCGUUGCCGGCGACUGCAAGACUUCCACACGGUUCUCAGUAACGGCACCAAGGAAACAUCCUCCUGAUGCGCCGGUCAAACCGAUCGUGUUGAACAAGACGGACAACUCCAUCACUCUGAGUUGGUCUCGGCCAGACAGCGAGCGGCCCGUCCCCAUCAACGGCUACGUGGUGGAGAGGCGGAAGGUGGGAGCUCAGACGUGGGUUCGAGUCACAGGCAUGGAGCUUGUGUCUACCAGCCAGUACACCAUCAGCAACAUCACAGAGGAGAGCAGCUACCAGUUCCGCAUUUCAUCCGUUAACGAUUUUGGGCAGAGUGCCUAUCUGGAGGUUCCAGGAACGUUUUAUCUUGAACCGACCGCCUCGGUGACGUCAGGUCUUCGAAACUGCACCGCCGUGUCCGACGGGGAGGCCACCUUCAGCGUGGAGCUCUCCGCAACCUGCUCCGGAGCUUGGAUGCUGAACGGCCAACUGAUCCGCAGCGGAGUCGACUACCUCAUAACUCGCUCGAAGACCACGCACACGCUGGUGAUCAGGAAGGUGACCGAGGUGCUGGAUGGAGCUCAGGUCAAAUUCGUUGGUGGAGGAUCGGAAAGCGUCUGCACUCUAAGCGUAAAAGCUGCUCCAGCAUGUUUUACCAAAAAAUAUUCUGAGGCAGACAUCUUUACGUUCAGCGCUCACUCUUCUGCCCAGCUCUACACGGAGGUGUCAGAUGCCAGUGUCCAGGUCUCCUGGAUAAAGAACGGUAAGGAAUUAAGGCUGGGCAAAAAGUACGAAGCCUCAAGCGUGGGAAACAAACGCACGCUGACCAUUCAUAACGUGACUCACGAGGACGCAGGGAUUUAUGAGUGUGUUUGUGACGGCGAUAAGAUGUCCAUCCAGCUCGCUAUUAAAGAGGAAGCAGCGAAGUUUGUGAACAAGCCCAAGACUCAACCCCUGGAGGUUUCUCCCUUGAUGGGUGAUGUGGCACUGAGUUGCGAGGUGGCAUCGCCUACAACCACUGUUGUGUGGAAGAAGGAGCAUAAAGAAAUAGUGGAGGACAACAGGGUGACCUUAGUGUCCCAGGGGACACAGAGAAAGCUGGUUAUCAAAGGAGCGAAGCAGAGCGAUGAAGGACACUAUUCAUGUGAGACGACAGAGGACAAGGUCGCAUUCAGGGUCAGAGUACAAGAACCUCAAGCCACUUUCAUCAAUAAAGAAACCUAUCAGAAGGAGGUCAAAGUUUCUGCCUCUCAGAAAGCCACGCUGAGCUGCGAAGUGUCCGACUCCAAAACCGAAGUGAAAUGGUAUAAAGACGGCAAACAGCUGAUCUCCGGUAAGACCGUCCACGUGGAGACGAAGGGCAAAAUCCGUCAACUGGUGUUGGACAGUGUGGAGAAGAAGGACGCAGGAGAGUACACAUGUGAAGUAGGAAACGAGAAGCUGGUCUUUAAGAUUCACGUGAUGGCUGCCCCAACAGAAGUUCAAGCCACUUUCACCAACAAAGAAACCUAUCAGAAGGAGGUCAAAGUUUCUGCCUCUCAGAAAGCCACGCUGAGCUGCGAAGUGUCCGACUCCAAAACCGAAGUGAAAUGGUAUAAAGAAGGCAAACAGCUGAUCUCCGGUAAGACCGUCCACGUGGAGACGAAGGGCAAAAUCCGUCAACUGGUGUUGGACAGUGUGGAGAAGAAGGACGCAGGAGAGUACACCUGUGAAGUAGGAAACGAGAAGCUGGUCUUUAAGAUCCAUGUGGAAGAACCUCAAGCCACUUUCGUCAACAAAGAAACCUAUCAGAAGGAGGUCAAAGUUUCUGCCUCUCAGAAAGCCACGCUGAGCUGCGAAGUGUCCGACUCCAAAACUGAAGUGAAAUGGUAUAAAGACGGCAAAAUGCUGAUCUUAAGUAAGACCGUCCACGUGGAGACGAAGGGCAAAAUCCGUCAACUGGUGUUGGACAGUGUGGAGAAGAAGGACGCAGGAGAGUACACCUGUGAAGUAGGAAACGAGAAGCUGGUCUUUAAGAUUCAGGUUUCAGAACCUCAAGCCACUUUCAUCAACAAAGAAACCUAUCAGAAGGAGGUCAAAGUUUCUGCCUCUCAGAAAGCCACACUGAGCUGCGAAGUGUCCGACUCCAAAACCGAAGUGAAAUGGUAUAAAGACGGCAAACAGCUGAUCUCCGGUAAGACCGUCCACGUGGAGACGAAGGGCAAAAUCCGUCAUCUGGUGUUGGACAGUGUGGAGAAGAAGGAUGCUGGAGAGUACACCUGUGAAGUAGGAAACGAGAAGCUGGUCUUUAAGAUUCAGGUGAUAGAGCAUCAAGCAGUUUUCAACAACAAGGAUUCCUAUCCGAAGGAGGUGAAAGUUUCUGCCUCUCAGAAAGUCACACUGGACUGCGAAGUGUCCGACUCGAAAACUGAGGUGAAAUGGUAUAAAGACGGAAAACAGCUGAUCUCCAGCAGGACCAUACACAUGGAGUCAAAGGGCAAAAUCCGUCAACUGGUGCUUGAGAGUGUUGAGAAGAAGGACGCAGGAGAGUACACAUGUGAAGCUGGAAAUGAAAAGCUAGUUUUUAAAAUUCAGGUUGCAGAACCUCAAGCCACUUUCAUCAAUAAAGAAACCUAUCAGAAGGAGGUCAAAGUUUCUGCCUCUCAGAAAGCCACACUGAGCUGCGAAGUGUCCGACUCCAAAACCGAAGUGAAAUGGUAUAAAGAAGGCAAACAGCUGAUCUCCGGUAAGACCGUCCACGUGGAGACGAAGGGCAAAAUCCGUCAACUGGUGUUGGACAGUGUGGAGAAGAAGGACGCUGGAGAGUACACAUGUGAAGUAGGAAACGAGAAGCUGGUCUUUAAGAUUCAGGUUUCAGAAACGCAAGCCACUUUCAUCAACAAAGAAACCUAUCAGAAGGAGGUCAAAGUUUCUGCCUCUCAGAAAGCCACGCUGAGCUGUGAAGUGUCCGACUCCAAAACCGAAGUGAAAUGGUAUAAAGACGGCAAACAGCUGAUCUCCGGUAAGACCGUCCACGUGGAGACGAAGGGCAAAAUCCGUCAACUGGUGUUGGACAGUGUGGAGAAGAAGGACGCAGGAGAGUACACAUGUGAAGUAGGAAACGAGAAGCUGGUCUUUAAGAUUCAGGUUUCAGAACCUCAAGCCACUUUCACCAACAAAGAAACCUAUCAGAAGGAGGUCAAAGUUUCUGUCUCUCAGAAAGCCACGCUGAGCUGCGAAGUGUCCGACUCCAAAACCGAAGUGAAAUGGUAUAAAGAAGGCAAACAGCUGAUCUUAAGUAAGACCGUCCACGUGGAGACGAAGGGCAAAACCCGUCAACUGGUGCUUGAGAGCGUUGAGAAGAAGGACGCAGGAGAGUACACCUGUGAAGCUGGAAAUGAAAAGCUAGUUUUUAAAAUUCAGGUUGCAGAACCUCAAGCCACUUUCAUCAACAAAGAAACCUAUCAGAAGGAGGUCAAAGUUUCUGCCUCUCAGAAAGCCACGCUGAGCUGCGAAGUGUCCGACUCCAAAACCGAAGUGAAAUGGUAUAAAGAAGGCAAACAGCUGAUCUCCGGUAAGACCGUCCACGUGGAGACGAAGGGCAAAAUCCGUCAACUGGUGUUGGACAGUGUGGAGAAGAAGGACGCUGGAGAGUACACAUGUGAAGUAGGAAACGAGAAGCUGGUCUUUAAGAUUCAGGUUUCAGAAACGCAAGCCACUUUCAUCAACAAAGAAACCUAUCAGAAGGAGGUCAAAGUUUCUGCCUCUCAGAAAGCCACGCUGAGCUGUGAAGUGUCCGACUCCAAAACCGAAGUGAAAUGGUAUAAAGACGGCAAACAGCUGAUCUCCGGUAAGACCGUCCACGUGGAGACGAAGGGCAAAAUCUGUCAUCUGGUGUUGGACAGUGUGGAGAAGAAGGACGCAGGAGAGUACACCUGUGAAGUAGGAAACGAGAAGCUGGUCUUUAAGAUUCAGGUUUCAGAACCUCAAGCCACUUUCAUCAACAAAGAAACCUAUCAGAAGGAGGUCAAAGUUUCUGCCUCUCAGAAAGCCACACUGAGCUGUGAAGUGUUCGACUCCAAAACCGAAGUGAAAUGGUAUAAAGAAGGCAAACAGCUGAUCUCCGGUAAGACCGUCCACGUGGAGACGAAGGGCAAAAUCCGUCAACUGGUGUUGGACAGUGUGGAGAAGAAGGACGCUGGAGAGUACACAUGUGAAGUAGGAAACGAGAAGCUGGUCUUUAAGAUUCAGGUUUCAGACGUCGCUGCUAAAUUCCAGAAAAAAUCCAGUAUAAAGGAAACUAUCGCUGUGCAAGAAACUGAGAAUAUUGUUCUGACCACUCAAGUAACAACAGAACACGCUAAUGUUAGUUGGUUCAGGGACGGCAUAGAGCUGAAGGAGGGUAAUAAGUAUGAAAUGAAGAGGGAAGGUUUGUCUCAUGUCCUUAUUGUUAAGUCCUCUGAAGCAAAAGAUACAGGCAUUUAUGUGUGUCAGACAGCUGAGGACAAGAUGGAAUUCCAGGUUCAGAUAAAAGAAUCUCCACUAAAAUUUGUAGUUGGCUUGGAGCCAGUGACUGUUGCUUUGGGCGGUACCAUGACUCUGUCCUGCCAAUUGAAUAGAACUGCAGGGGACGUUCUUUGGAAACACAACGGCAAAGAAAUUAAGCCUGGUGGCAGAUACGUCAUACGCUCUGACGGAGCUCAACGUUUACUGACCGUGUCGUCUGUAGCCCAGGAAGAUGAAGGAGAGUUCAGUUGCGAAUGCAAAGAUGACAAGACUAAUGCUAAGAUUACAACUAAAGCUCCACGUUUGGUGAAGUUCUUAUCCAAGUUGAACAAUGUUGUGGCAAACGAAGGCAAGGAUGCCAUCUUUAAAUGUUCCAUCACUCCUGCGGAUGUGAGCUUGAGAUGGCUGUUUAAUAAUGUGCCCGUCACCUCUGGGCCCAAAUUCAAGAUCGCUCAUGGAGGCACAAGCCAUUCGCUCACGAUCACUGCAGUAACACUAGAGGAUGUGGGAGAAAUCAGUGUGGAUGCUGAAGGGAAAAUGUGUAAAGCGACUCUGCAAGUGCAAAAGCUCCCUGUAAUGUUCAUAAAGAAGCUGGAGAACAAAACGGUCCAAGAGCAGGACACUGUGGAGCUUAAGGUUGAACUGAGUAGGCCAUCCACUGAGGUAAAGUGGAUGAAGAACGGCAUUGUGCUGCAGCCUGAAGGGAAUCUGAAUAUUAAAGUUGAUGGAGUUAAACAGUCUCUGAUCUUUAAGAGUGUGACCUGUGCUGACCGAGGCUUUUACUCCUGUGAGACUCUGGAUGACAAGACUCAGGCCAAACUGACAGUAGAAAUGAAAAAGAUCCAGAUCGUUAAGGGCUUGAAAGAGAUAAAAGUUCAUGAACAGGAGACGGUAACCAUGGAAGUGGAACUCAGUCAGCCUGAUGUGGAAGCGUUUUGGACCAAAGAUGGACAAAAACUGAGAGCAAGUCCCAAAAUCCUAAUGACCACUCUGGGUAAUAAACAUUCCUUGACCAUGUCCCAGUUGAAGAUGGAGGACAGUGGGAUGAUCACUUUCCAGGCAGAAGGUGUCCACACCUCCGCAAAACUCAUCGUCACGGAACCUCCCGCAAAGAUCCUCAGACCGUUAGAAGAUGUGACUACUGCGGAAAAGGAAAAAGCCACCUUUGAGUGUGAAGUGUCCCGGAUGAAUGCUGACGUGAAGUGGUUUAAGAAUGAAGAGGAACUGAAACCAGGAAAGAGAUACAUGAUUCAUUCUCAAGGUUGCAAGCGUAGCCUCCUCAUCCAGAAAUGUACUUAUGAAGACCAAGGCUUGUAUGUGUGCAAAACAACGGAUGACAACACGUCAGCCAAGCUGACCGUUCAUGCCCGUGACAUCAAGAUUAUUAAGCAGCUGCAGGAUUUGAAAGUGACUGAGAAAGAAAGUGCGGCGUUUGUCUGUGAGGUGUCGCACGACGAAGUGGAGGGUCAGUGGUUUACGGGUGACAUCAAACUCAAAGCUGGGGACAACAUUAAAAUGAGACAAGAAGGAAGAACAUAUAUCCUACUGUUCAAAUCAGUGAAGGCUGAGGAUGCUGCUGAAAUCAAGUUUGUGGCUGAAAAGGCCUCGUCAGUGGCAAAGCUCACAGUCAAAGAAUUGCCUGUGAGAUUUGUGAAGAAGCUCAGAGACAAAAUUGCCAUGUACAAACACCGAGGGCACUUAGAGUGUCAGGUAUCUCGAGCCAGUGCCACGGUCACAUGGUAUAAGAACAAGGACAAAAUCGAAGCCACCAAGAAGUACGAGAUCUCCAGUGAGGAUGUGUAUCGCAAGCUCACCAUCAAUGACGUGGACUCUGGGGAUGAGGCCACAUACACUUGUGAUGCUGUUGAUGAAAAGACAUCAUGCAAGCUGCUUGUGGAGGAGCAGGCCAUCAGCAUAGUCAAGGAGCUUAGCUCAGUGGAUGUGACCGAACCGUUCGCAGCUCACUUUGAGGUGGAAAUCAGCAUCGAAACCAUUAAGCCAGUAAAGUGGGCCUUAAACGGAGAAAUUCUGAGCGAGAGCAGCGAGGUUGACAUCGAGAAGGAAGGCACCAUGCAUCGCCUCACGUUUAAGAAGACCAAAGCAUCCAUGUCAGGAACUGUGCAGUUCACCGCUGGGAAAAGCAAAUCAACUGCUCAGCUGACAGUCAAAGAGCGUCCAAUCGAGGUGGUGGAGCCCUUGAAAAAUGUGACCGGCCAAGAAAAGGCCUCAGCCAAGCUGUCAUGCAGGCUAUCAGCUGUUCCUAAAGAAGUGUGUUGGUUCAAAGGUCAAACUGCUCUGGAGGCAUCCAGCAAGUACGUCAUGAAACAAAGUGCUGCUGAAGUGCAGCUGGUCAUCCAGACAUUGAGUCCUGACGACGACGGCGAGUAUCGCUGUCGCGUCGGGACCUGUGAGACCAAAGCAACUCUCACUGUUGAAGUGCGGAAAGUGCAGAUCACCAAGCGAUUGACCGACGUGGAGGUCGACGAAGGCGGUGAUGCUGUGUUUACCUGUGAGGUGAACUAUGCUGACGAGGAUGUAGAGUGGUUCCUCAAUGAUAAGCUUCUGUUCACCAACGAGGUUAAUUUUCUUCAACAUGUGAAUAAGACGCAUACCCUCACCCUCAAGAACCUGGCACCUCAAGAUGGUGGCAAGAUCACAUUCAAGAUUAGAGAAGAGAAGCAGACCGUCUGCUUGAAAGUCAAAGAAAAGAAAGCAGUGUUCCUUAAGCUGCUAGAUGACGUGAUUGGAGAAGAAAAGGGCUCUGUAAGUCUGAAAUGUGAAGCCUCAAAGCCUACAGUGACCCCAGUUUGGAGGAAAGAUGGUACUAUCCUUUCUGCAGACAGCAAGCACGAGCUGUUGCACACCGGCAGGAUCCUAGGUCUCACUAUCCGGGACGUCACGCAGUUGGACUCCGGGGAGUACAGCUGUGAUCUUGGUACAGAUCUUACAAAAUCCAGGGUCACCAUUAGAGAUAUCAGCAUUGGCAUCACAAAACGCUUGAAGUCCGUGGAGGCUAAAGCAGGUGAGACCUGCGUGUUCGAGUGUAUCCUGUCACGAGAAAGCUCAGACGCAUGUUCGUGGAGCCUGAAAGGCCAACCUGUGACGAACGGAGGACGUUUCCAGAUUAGCAGCAAAGCGCGCAAGCACACACUUAGCAUCAAAGGAGUGACUGGGUCAGACUCUGGAGAGGUCGUUUUUUCUCUCAAGGACUUGAAUUCGACAGCAAUGUUGGCUGUCAAAGGUGAAGUUCCAACCUUCUCUAAAGAGCUCAAGGAUGUUAGCAUUGCUCCUGGAGAAGAUGCUGUAUUCCUCUGUGAGCUCUCUCAGGCUGGCUUGGAUGCAAUCUGGUAUAAGAAUGGAAAGUCGAUCCAAAAGAGCCUAAAGUAUGAGAUGAUUCAGGAAAAUAAAGUUGUGAAGCUGAUUGUUCACGGUGUUACCGCUAAGGAUUCUGGAGAAUACAGCUGUGAGGUGACCGGUGGGCCGACCUCAAAAGCUCAGCUGGAAAUCAAAGUUCCUCCUGCCUUUUUUACUCGUGAGUUGGAGGACCAGAAGGCUUUGGAAAAGGAAAGUGUCACCUGGUGCUGCGAGCUGUCUAAACCAGGUAUAACGGUUCAGUGGCGCAAAGGGGAAGUAGACCUUUGUUCUUGCUCCAAAUACGAAGUCCGGCAAGAUGGCAACCUUGUCGAGUUGGUGAUCCAUGAUGUCGACCCUGAAGAUUCUGGAGACUACACUUGUGACUGUGGAGAUCAGAAAACCACAGCACACCUGGAAGUAAAGGCACUACCCAUUCUGUUUAAAAUACCUCUGAACAACCUGGAAGCUGAAGUCGGGGAAACCGCCGUAUUCCGGUGUGAACUUACCAAACCAGGAGCACCUGUAGUAUGGAGAAAAAAUCAAAAGAUUGUACAAUCCAGCAACAAACACCAAUUAAGGCAGGACGGAGUAGUGGUCGAGUUAUACAUCUACAAACUUCAGGAAGCAGACUCGGGAGAGUAUUCCUGUGAUUCUGGGUAUGAAACGACUUCUGCCCAACUCACGAUAAAGGAACUUGACAUUACUAUUGACACCGGGCUGAAGAGCUGCAUUGUCAAUGAAGGAGAUGAUGUGGCCUUUGAGUGCUUUGUAUCUCAUGACGCCGCCCAGAAUGUGAACUGGGAACUUCAGGGUGUUCCUCUCCAGAGCAACGAGAUGAACGUAAUCCAAGUGGAAGGCAAAAGGCACUCGCUUACUCUAAGGAGCGUGACUGAGAAAGACUCGGGGACCGUGUCCUUCCAUGUGGGAAGCCAUACUUCGUUUGCUUGUCUCACGGUUAAAGCGAUCCCUGUCGUCCAAUUUACAAGUGACUUAAAGAACCAGGAAGCUGUAGAAGGAGGCCAAGCUACGUUAUCCUGUGAAACCUCAACCCCUGAUGCCCAUGUGAUCUGGAAGAAGGACAAAAAAGUCAUUUCUGAAGGAGACAAGUACACCAUUCAGAAGAAUAACACAACCCAAUCUCUGGUGAUCUACCAGUUAACAGUGGGCGAUGCUGGAGAAUAUGUGUGUGAAGUCGGAGACAAACAAACCAAAGCCACGUUGAGCGUCAAAGAACGUGUACGAAUUACAAGAGAACUUAACGACGUCACAGUGACUACGGGCGAGGACGCAGUGUUCCACUGUGAGGUGUCCCAGACAGGAGUAACUAGUAUCGAGUGGUGGCUAGGCUCCAAUCACCUCCAAAACAAUGACUUGAAUCAGAUCAGCAGCCGAGGGAGAGAGCACAGCCUAGUGUUAAAAAUGGUCACGCCUGACGAUUCAGGUGAUGUGGCCUUUGUGGUUGGCUGUGAAAGGACGGUUGCUUCCUUGGUGGUGAAGGACAAACCCAAAGAAUCCCAGAUCAUAUUCCGCAAGGAAUUGGAGAACCAAGAUGCCGUCGAGGGUGACACGGUUACACUCCGCUGUGAACUUUCUAAGCCCGGCAUUAACGUAGAGUGGCGUAAAGGCGGAGUAAUCUUGCAACCCAGUAAGAAGUUUCAGCUGAAGCAAGCGGGAUGCUUACAAGAGCUUCACAUAAACGACUUGAAACUAGAAGACAGUGGCUAUUACACUUGUGAUGCUGGAAACCAGUUAACGACAGCUUCAGUUUCAGUGCAAGAGGCUGAGGUACUCAUUGUGUCUGGUAUAAAAAGCACUGAUGUCUUUGCGGGAGAGCAGGCAGUGUUCUCCUGCCAACUGUCUCGCCGUGCCAAAGGGAGAGUCCAGUGGUGGCUGGAUGGCACCCGUUUGGAGAACAGUCCCUUCAGUAUUAUUGGUGUGGGUGAAGACAAUAUUCACACCCUCACCCUAAAGAACCUGGCGCCAAGUGACUCGGGCACCAUCCUGUUCAAAACAGGGAGCUUGACAUCCUCGGCUAGGCUGUUAGUUAAAGAUCCUACUGUGGAGGUAGUCAGUGCCAUGGAGGAUAUCGACAUUGCAGAAAACCAGCCUGCAGAGUUCAUCUGCCAGUUCUCAAGGCCAGUCAGGGCCACGUGGAAGCUAAACGGGCAGCCCGUGCAACCUGACACCCACAGGCUUAUAGUGGAGCAAGACUGGACUGUAGCACGGUUGUACAUUAGCCGGGUAACCGCACAGGAUGUGGGUGUAUACUCCUGUGAGGCGGAAGGGACCCAUGUUGAGGCACACCUGAGGGUGCAAGCUAAACCGAUUGAGAUCAUUCAAGGCCUGGAUAAUGUGGAGACCAUUGAAGGCGGUGAGGCACUUUUUGAGUGCUCCCUAUCUGUGCCUGAGUCUAAAGAAUGCCGGUGGUUGGUCGAUGGAAAACCUGUAAAGGAGUCUAGUAAAGUGGAAAUUGUUUGCUUCGAGAGUGGUCGUCGCCACCUUUUGCUGCUGAAGGACUUGAGAGCUGGAGACAACUGUACAGUAACCUUUCAGGCUGGCACUACCUCCACCUCUGCCCUUCUCACAGUCAAAGGGUGGCAACUGGAAGUGGUGAAACCAUUGGAGGACAAAACUGUUGUAGCUGGAGAGCCAGUGGAGUUCAUCUGUGUCCUGAACAAGCCUGUACCAGAGAAAGACGUAAAUUGGUACGCUAAUGGUUCAGAACUUCGGCCAGAUGACACAUGGGCAAUGAAAAACAAUGGAUGUGCAUGUACCCUAAUUCUGAAAAAAGCCCCUAUUCGGUCACCUCUAGAAAUCACGUUUGCUGCUCAGGAUGCUAUUUCAGUGGCCAAGCUAGUGACUAUUGGCGUACCAGACCCCCCUGAGGAUCCUGAGCUUGUCACUAAGGGACCAACUUCAGUGACCCUGUCUUGGUUUACACCUCUCAGUGAUGGUGGAAGCCCAAUCCUUGGAUAUCGCGUAGAGAUGCGACAAGUGGACAGUGCUCUCUGGCAAUCCUGCCAUGCCGAACCAGUAUGCAAUACUGAGUUUAUGGUGGAAAACCUUAUCCCUGGCUCUGGAUACAGGUUUCGGGUGGCAGCUAUAAACCGUGCUGGUAUUGGUGACUCUGUCCAGCUUCCUCAAACCGUUACACUUGAUGCACCAGUGACUAUUGCCAAGAAGCUGAGUGUCUCUGAGCUCCAAAAGGGGAAGAUUGCCCGUCUGGAGUGUGAGCUUUCGUCUGAGAGUAAGCAGGUUGUUUGGCAAAAAGAUCUUCAAGAGAUUGAAAUGGGAGCCAAAUACCAAGCAGUCACAGAGGGCAAAUUCCAAAUUUUGCUCAUUAAGGAUUUUCAGCCUGCUGACCAGGGGACGUAUGUUUGUGUGGCCUCAGGAGAUGCGAAAACCGCAAUAAACCUUGAACUUGAAGGGGAUACCACAGUGAUAACCCAGCCUGAGGAAAGUGGCCAGCCUGGCUUGCCCCCUGAGGCUGCUUCUGAGGGUGAUCUGCAUGUUUUAUGGGAUGCGCUGGCCAAGAAGCGGAGGAUGAGCAGGGAACCCACCCUGGACUCCAUUUCAGAGCUGCCAGAAGAAGAUGGUAAAGACAAGAUACAAACUCAGGAGGGUAAAGUUGUGGAGAAAGACCAGAUCAAAGAGAGGGUAAAACCCACUGAAAUCAAAUCAGAGUUAAAUCUAUAUACCAGUUCUGAAGAUGAGACCGUUGGCGGUUCUUCGAGUCUGGUGUCGUACCUUAAAAAGAGCAGCCAAUCCUCUGUCACAAUGGUCAGCGAAAGUGAAACCAGUGCAUCUCAGAAGCUUUACGAACAUUUUCAAAUGACAGAGAAAUCUGUGCAGCAGACAAUGGCAUCACCACCAUUUGAGAUCUCUAAGGAGGACAAGGAUGAGCUGCAGGAAGCGGCCAUCAAAAUCCAAGCCGCCUUCAAAGGCUACAAAGCGAGAAAGGACAUGCGCCCGACCUUUAAAGAGGUCUUUAAGGACCAGAACAAAGAACCGAAUACGACCAUACAUCUCGAGUGUAUUGCAGACGGUAAACCAGACAAAGUCCGGUGGCUGAAGGAUGGUAAACCACUGGUAGAUGGCAAACACCACCACAUAGACAUAUAUAACGAUGGGACUUGCUCUCUGAUUGUGCCAGCUGCUACAACUAAUGACACUGGGCUGUACACUUGUGAGGUCACAAAUAAGUAUGGCAUCGCAUCCCACAGUGGAAAAGUCAUCAUUGGAUCCGUGCGAGAGUCCUCCGGACGACGUCCGCUAACUCUCGGUUAUAGUGCGGACAGUGAGCCCGAGAGCUCCGGCAGUGAGAUGGACGAGUCUUUACGACAGGCGAGCAGGAGGCUCCAGAAGCUGCUUCGUACACGUCUUCCACCAAAUGUAGAAGAGGAACCUUUCCUAAGUGCAGACGAGGGUGACCUGCAGCCGCCGGAUCCGCAUUCGUAUCGCGAAGAUGAUAGCUACAUCUACAUCCGUUUCGACACGCGCAGCGAAGCUCAGGUUGCGUCCCAGCGAUUCCAGGAGAUGUUUACACACCAGGGUGUGCCAGUAGACACCGCCAUUAUUGAAACCGGAACUAAGAUAGAACUUCGCAUCAAGAAGGUGGGAUUUAGCCAAGAUGGUUCCCGAACCCCAACUGAAGAAAAGCCGAUUUUCGUGUCGGCAGCCCCAGUCUUCCUGACACAGCUCCAAAACCAGGAAGUCCCAGACGGAUACCCAGUCAGCUUUGACUGUGUGAUCAUCGGCAAACCUUCUCCUAGCGUACGGUGGUUCAAAGAUGGGAAAGUGCUACAAGAAGAUGACCAUUAUAUGAUCAACGAAGACCAGGAGGGCUGCCAUCAAUUGAUCAUCACAACUGUAAGGCCACUCGACAUGGGUGUAUACCGCUGCGUUGCUGAAAAUGACAGUGGCAUUGCUUCCAGCAAGGCGGAGCUUAGGGUGGAAAUGUCUUGCAGCUCGGACUAUGACACAGCAGCUGAUGCCACCGAAACUUCUUCGUAUAUUAGCGCUAAAGAUUACGUCUCUAGUUCUGAGCACAGAGACACAGAGGCGUUUGAAUCCGUGGUGGAGGACGAGCAGCUUCCACAGGUGGUGGAUGAGCUACAUGACCUCUGUCUGAGUCCUGGAGCACCCAAUGCCAAGAUGAGCGUCAGGGUCAAAGGAUUCCCCAGUCCAAAAGUUUACUGGUUCAAGGACGGAGUGGCACUGACCCCCACAGACAGGGUUUUGCUGUCGACAGAGAGAGACGUGUACAGUCUGGAGAUUGUGGAGGUGAAGCGUGAAGAUAGUGGCGAAUAUUCGGUCUACAUCAGCAACGCAGCUGGAGCGGCCUACUCCUCCGCACGCAUGCUUGUACUUGUUCCAGGAGAGCGCAUACCUGAGAGUAUGAAGAUUAGAGACUCCAAAGAGCCUCUGGUACCUCCACGUUUUCUCGAGAAGUUCUGCAACCGGACGGUGAAACAAGGAGCGAGCAUCACACUGUCUGUUAAAGUGGAAGGCUCCCCAACUCCCUGCGUGAACUGGCUGAAGGAAGAAGCACUGAAGGACGUUUUGUGGAUUAAAGCAGACACUCCCGGAUACAAGAUUGCCAGCUCUGGCUUUCAGCACAGCCUUAUUCUAAUGGAUGUAGGAAAGGAGCACAGCGGCACCUACACUUGUAUCGCCAGCAACCGCGCUGGCCAGUCGGUCAACACCGCCCGCUUGGACGUGGACCAGGGUUUGUCCACAUUCCCGAAAGGACAGCAGAGCAUCGUUACACCAGACAUUUGCGGGAUUACAAUCAGCCCUCCAGAAGAAGAAAGCAAAGGAGAGCCCAAACUUCCCUACCUGCCUGGAGUCGAUACUGCCGAAUUCUUACAGAAGCUAACCUGCCAGAUCACGGAGAUGGUCUCUGCCAAGAUCACGCAAGACAGCAUACAGAACCAUCAAGUGCUCCAGUGGAUGAAAACAUGGCCCAAAGUGACCACCUCAUUACGUGUGCCUGGAGCUGAUAGUGAUGAUGAGAGUAAGACUCCAUCUCCGUCUCCUUUCCACGGACGCUCGCGUCCUGCUUCGCUGAUUGCUGACUCUUCCUCGGAAUCCGACGAGGGUGAAGCCCGAGGAGAGAUGUUUGACAUCUACGUAGCGAUAGCGGAUUAUAACCCCAUGGGACUGAGUAAAGAGAGCGUCGCUCUAAAGGAGGGGCAGUACGUGGAGGUCCUGGACUCUGCUCAUCCGCUCAAAUGGCUUGUGAGAACUAAACCCUCUAAAACAACACCCUCACGUCAAGGCUGGGUCUCUCCAGCAUACCUAGAUAAGAAGCUGAAGGUUUCUGCAGAUACAGGAGAAGUUCCAGAGACCACAGGAGAGGCGGUCUCUGAAGGGGAGUACAAAAGGAAGCUCUGCCAACUCAUCCAGGAGCUCAUUAGCAGUGAGAAGGAGUUUGUAAAGGAGAUGGACUUUGUUACAUCGCACCAUCUGAAGCAUAUUGAAGAAGAGAGCACGCCUCCUGAAAUUCGCACUCACAAGGACGCCAUCUUCCGCAACAUUAGUGACAUCGGUUCAUUCCACAGCAGUUCUUUUCUUCCUGGGCUGGAAGACUGCGACACAGAUGACGACAUCGCCAUGCGCUUCCUAAAAAACACAGAAGGAUUUGAGAACUAUCUGCAGUACUUGGUAGGUCAGGCUAAAGCCCAGGCUACCGUUAGUGAGAAAGAUGUUCACAAGUAUUUCAAGAAUUACACAGAUUCAGAGUUGGCGAAUGUGGAUCCUGCAGAAGGGCCGGUACGGAGCGUGAAUAGUUAUCUUCAGAGACCACCGGACAGGAUCCAGAAAUACAAGGACCUCUUAAAGGAGAUGAUUAAAAAUAAGGCAAGGAACGGACAGAACUGCUGUCUUCUAGAAGAGGCUUAUGCCAUGGUUUCUUCUCUUCCCACGCGCUCGGAAAACACGCAUCAUGUCUCCCUCAUCGAGAACUACCCCGCCAACCUGGAAGCCUUAGGAGAACCUAUCAGACAGGGCCCCUUUAUAGUGUGGGAGGGUGCUCCAGGAGUCCGAACCUCUUCAAGAGGCCAUCACCGUCACGCCUUCCUCUUCAAAAACUACAUCAUCAUCUGCAAACAGAAACGAGACACGAACUCAGACAUCCAGACGUACACGUUCAAGAACAUGAUGAAGCUUACCAACAUUGACGUGAACGACACUGUGGAAGGAGAUGAGAGGGCGUUCGAGAUCUGGCACGAACGUGAGGACUCGGUGAGAAAGUACACCCUGCAGGCACGGACCGUCAUUCUGAAGAACUCCUGGCUCCGUGAACUCCGCAACCUUCAGCAACGCUACAGCAUGCCAGCAUGGAGUCCACCAGACUUUGAAGCAGUGUUGACUGACUGCACAGCAGAAUUGGGACAGACGGUCAAACUGGCUUGUAAAGUCACAGGAUCUCCUAAACCCGUCGUGGCCUGGUUUAAAGAUGGCCGAGCCGUAGAAGUUGACCCUCACCACAUCAUUAUCGAGGACCCUGACGGUUCCUGCACUCUUAUCCUGGAUAACAUGACUGCUGAUGACUCUGGACAGUACAUGUGCUUCGCCACCAGUGCUGCAGGAAACGCUAGCACCCUGGGCAAGAUUACAGUACAGGUACCGCCACGCUUUGUCCACAAGUUGAGAAACGUUUCCUUGAUCGCAGGGGAGGAUGCUCAGUUCACUUGCACGAUACUAAGUGCCCCACGUCCAAAAAUAAGGUGGUUUAAGGAUAGCAAGCUGCUAACAGACCAGGAAAAGUAUCAAACCUACAGUGAGCCACGUAGUGGAGUGGUGGUUUUUGUUAUUAAGAACCCUGGAGAGAAAGAUCUGGGGCGCUAUGAAUGUGAGUUGUCUAACCGGCUGGGCAACGCAAAGUGUGCAGCAGAGUUUGUUCUUCCUACCUUAGCGAUGGCAGGAGGAGACCAGGCAAUAUCUAUUGAAGUUACAGAGCAAGAGACUAAAAUCCCAAAGAAAACCAUCAUAAUAGAGGAGACGAUCACCACUGUUGUGAAGAACACUCGAAUGAAGCGCCAUGCUUCUCCUCGCACAUCCUCCAUGGGAGUUUACCGCUCCGAAGCCUCCACCCCUGAACCUCCACGACCGAGGAGGACACUGCCUAGAAAAACUGUCCCCACUCUGUACGUCACAGAACCCGAGGGCACCGCAGCCAAGAACCCCAAAUGGGUCGAAGUGGAAGAGAUAAUCGAGUAUAAAGUGAACAAGUCACCAAAGCUGCCAAGGAGAAGAGGCGCUUCCCCCAGCAAGAGACAACCUCCUGAGAACCCUAACCUUAACAACUCCAACAACAAGUUAAUGGAGGCAUUGCAACCGUCAGAGGCUGGUGUGGAUUCACAAACGUUUUCUUGGGAAGCUGAGCCAUCAAGCGAGUUGGAAACGUUAGAUUCUUCAGAAGUGGAGGUUGUGGAUUUUGAUCAGCCGUGCAUCUUGACUGAAAGCGAUGAUGACAUGGAAGAUAUUCAGGCAUGUGGGGGUUGUAGUAAAACAAUCUUAGAUGACGGGAAUAAAGUGUUUUCCCUGGAAGACCUGGAGGAUUAUGUUCCUAAAGAAGGGGAGACAUUUGGUUGCGGAGAUUCACAAGUUCCUGAAGAGAAACCAUGUGAAAUUUCUGUCCUGCAACGAGAAAUUAACGAACCCACCGUCGGCCACCCUGUCCUGCUAAACUUGGGCUGUCCAGUAAUGAGUCCAAAGGUCCGUCCUGGGUUCUUCAGUCGCUUCAAGGAGCACUUCUCUAACGUCUUUUCCGACCACUCUCCACCUGGGUCAAGCGGAGAGAAAGUUGUCCCGAUUCGUGUCGGCGGGGUGUCCUACGGCCAGUCCGAGUCCGUUCCCGGAUCCUCGAGAAGUCACGCAAAGGUGGAAGUAACUCGAAGGUACUGCUCCGAGGUUCAGCGAGGGAUUGGGGGUGCUCAGCAGAGCUUCAAAGCCCAAAUCUCUGCACCAGUUGGACAACCGGUCACCGUUCAGAUCCCCAAGAUGAACCAGUCUGGAAAGCCGUAAUCAAGAAGAAACCAACAAUAUUGCUACCUAUUGUACCCGCCUUGUCUUAAAGCCCUGUCAUCUUUCUCCUAACUAGUUUCUGACUUCUAGCUCUAGCUUUUGUGGUCACUGGUCGGAGUCAGGAACAUGUAUGAGAAAGGUGACCUCAGGGUAACCCCAUGUACUGACAAUGUUUGCAAUCUACAGUUUGAGGAGCCUUCUGAUUUGUACAUGUAGAAUGUACACAUUUCAGUCGGCUUCCUUCAUUUCCUAGUACUAGCAAUGUCAAUGUUUUACACAAUCAAAACAAACUGUAUUUACCUCCGAAAAAGAUUUCCCUAACAUGGAUAUGCAUCAUAGAACAGUGACUAUAGUGGAAAUUUUUUUGUUAAUGUCAACAGAUCAAAGAUAUGGCCAGAAGUUGCAAGUCUGAAACUAUGAACCGUUGACGUACAUAGCUAGCAAAGUAUUUGCUCGGCUAGCGUCCCCAUUUUGCUCACGUACUUUAACGAUUCAUACCAUCCGGUCAUCUUUUACUUGUUUGCUUACAUCUGAUGGCACUAACAACAUUUUUCACUGUACUCGUGCUGUCUUUGUGAUUUGUUUAGGAAUUUUAGCAAAUGUCAGAAGUUUUUAUUUAGUAAAGUGCUGACGGAUGCCAACCUACCUAUUUUUUCUAGCUAACAAUUUUUCUUAGUGGUUAGUUUGUUUUGAUCCAUCCAUGGGCUGAUGAAGCCUUUUAAGCUAAACAAUUCAAUGACGAGUCAAGUUUCAGUAACGGGAUCAUUCCAUGUUUUCCAGAAGGUCCUGAAAUGCCCUUGCUUAGGGCAACUAGGGUCAAAAACUGAGUUAUAUACACUGAGAAUGGGUUGAGUCUUGGUACGUUAAUCAUGGUAUUUAACAUGUCUCGGUAUCUCGUACCCAAAUGCCAUGAUAAAUGAGCAUCCAUGUGUUUAUCAUUUAAUGCCUUCUAUUUAAAAUGGUACCUGAUGACCUGAUCAACCCAACACCUGAUACAGCAGCACCGCAAACACAACCUUAUUGGUAUUGCAGUAAAUAUCAUGUUGGCAUGUCAAUGUAUGCCUAUAAAGUUCAUACUGUAUAAUAAGUGUAAUCGUUAAACUGGUGAUUAUACUCCAUGUAUAAUAAUUUAAGCUCUGUUUAACUGUGGAAAGUGUGAUUUUUGGGAACGUUUCAUGCUUUGGAUAAUACAAAAGUGUUCAGUAACACUGCAUGUUUUGACAGCGUGUCCAAAUGCGUUUCCAUAGCGUUUGUAUGAAUAUGUGUAAAAUGGAUUCUCUUUAUGUGCAGCACAGAGAAAUCCGAGUAUCUAUCUCUUGUUAUAGUUACUGCAGAGAUUUGAUUCAGCUUGAACUGGGGUUGGUUUGAGGUUGAGGUUGAGGCAAAACCUCUUGGCAUGAAUUUUAGUUAUUAUUAUUAUUAUUAUUAUUAUUAUUAUUAUUAUUAUUAUUAUUAUUAUUAGAGAAAUCUUAUUAUAGAAGAUCUUUUUCCCAGAUAUGUGUACUACGUUUUACUGAACUGGUGUUGGAUGCAUUUUCUGAAAUACAGCUAGAGAAAAAAAGUCUUUUAACCAAAUACAUGUUUGGAGCGUGUGUGUCAGGGAAGAAUUAAGACAUCUAGUUUAAAUGACUGUAAAUGAGAAACUCUGAAUAAAUAAAGCGUGUCCUGCUGAGUAUUACUAAAAUUGUACUUCUCCUUUCAUGUUGCUUUGACAAAAAGACGUUGCAUUAUCCAGAUUAAAUGUUAUGCCUAAAAACUUGGUACUAUUCAAUACUCAGAAGUGAGUAACAUUCUUGGUACCGUAAUUUCCGGACUAUUGAACGCACCUGAAUAUAAGCUUCACCCACUUAAUUUUUAAAAAAUUAUUAUUUUGAAACAUGGCUUGUACCAAAAAAUAAAUAAAUUAGCAGUAAACAGUAGCCUAUCAAGAAAGUAAUUGGUCACUAGCUUCCUCCUAUAAGGCAAGAAGUAGGACGUGUUAAUACAGGAUGAGCUUUCCAGCGCUGGAGAGAUCUGAAGGAGCAGGAAGUUGGCCACAUAUUCAC
Tachysurus fulvidraco (yellow catfish) is the source of this 20725-nucleotide messenger RNA. RefSeq names its product obscurin, cytoskeletal calmodulin and titin-interacting RhoGEF b (gene obscnb). Gene Ontology annotation, molecular function: guanyl-nucleotide exchange factor activity; protein binding; DNA binding. Bases 252 to 18680 code for a protein of 6142 amino acids. The transcript is spliced from 75 exons. The record is from RefSeq and is a predicted model, not a curated record. Lineage: Eukaryota; Metazoa; Chordata; Actinopteri; Siluriformes; Bagridae.